This is a messenger RNA of Daphnia pulicaria, 2024 nucleotides long. It is a transcript of the gene hyx, whose product is annotated as parafibromin-like. The transcript has 10 exons. Bases 126 to 1796 code for a protein of 556 amino acids. Lineage: Eukaryota; Metazoa; Arthropoda; Branchiopoda; Diplostraca; Daphniidae. The record is from RefSeq and is a predicted model, not a curated record. Gene Ontology annotation, cellular component: Cdc73/Paf1 complex. Gene Ontology annotation, biological process: positive regulation of transcription elongation by RNA polymerase II; transcription elongation by RNA polymerase II. Gene Ontology annotation, molecular function: RNA polymerase II complex binding.
GUUUGGCAACAGCAGACGACAUAGAAAUCGACAAAUGCUUGCGUUCCGACCUCAAAAUAAUAAGCAAAGGCAAAAGUCUUGUCAAUUUUUUUUUAAGGUUAUCGAAUCAUAAAUAAACGUGAAGAAUGGCGGAUCCUUUGAGUUUACUACGUCAGUUCAAUGUCAACAAAAAGGAAAUUAUUGAGCGUGAGGGUCAAAUCAUUUUUGGUGAAUUUUCUUGGCCGAAAACCGUCAAGACAAACUACCUCAUAUACGGUUCUGGAAAGGAUGGUGCUCCUAGAGAUUAUUAUACCUUGGAAUGUUUACUGUUUCUCCUGAAAAAUGUACAACUCCAGCAUCCAGUGUAUGUACGUCAAGCAGCUGCUGACAGCAUUCCAGUUGUACGUCGUCCAGAUCGUAAAGACCUGCUGGCAUAUCUCAAUGGAGAAACUGCUGCUUCAGCUUCCAUUGACAAGGCAGCUCCCAUUGAAAUCCCAAUUCAAGUUCGCAGAAUUGCAGGAACUGCACAAGCUGGAGGAUCAGGUUUAGGAUCAGGAAGUGGAAUUGGUGGUGAUGAUAAUGAAGUACCUGCAAGUAAGAAACCACGUUUGGAAGACCAACAGAUGCAGAGAGUUAAAGAAGUGCUGGCUGCUCGUCUCGAAGCUCCCCGCCAAGACAGUCUGAUCAAUGUGAACAAAAUCCAGUCUUUAUCAGAGGCCAUGUCGAUUGAAACAAUUGCUUCACUCAAAGCCAAACGUAUUGCCAACAAACGAAAAACUAUCAAGGGUGACACUGAAGAUAUGGGCUUAGGGCUUGGAACUUCUCUCGGUUUGGCAGGAAGUUCCUCGUCUGAACUGAGAGGGAUGCUAGAUUACGAUUUUGAUGUCACGAAGGAUAUCUUAAAUCGCGAGAGGCAAUGGAGAAAUCGGACUUCAGUCCUUCAAAGCUCUGGAAAGGUGUUUUCGAAAAAUAUCUUUGCUAUCCUGCAAGGUCUUAAAGCUCGAGAGGAUGGUAAGCUAAGAGGUCACAGCUCAAUUCCACCAGGAGCUGGACGAGCAGUCGUUCCACCAGGCGGUGCCCCUCCUGGAAUGGGGCCUCCUGUUCAACAGCAAGGCCCAGUUUACAGUCGUUACGACCAAGAAAGAUUCAGAGGAAAAGAAGAAACGGAGGGUUUCAAAAUUGAUACCACUGGUACGUAUCACGGCAUGACGCUAAAGUCGGUGACAGAAGGUACUCAACCUCGCAAGGCUGCGGCACCGACUGCUGUUGCUCCUACAGCUGUUGCUCAACCACGUCCCUCAACCGGCCCGACCAAGCGAGUAUCUCGAACGCCAAUCAUUAUUAUUCCAUCCGCCAACUCCUCUCUAAUCACCAUGUUCAACGCAAAGGACGUGUUGCAAGAUCUUAAGUUUCUUAGCACAGAAGAAAAAAGGCAGCAGGGUUGUCGAAGAGACAACGAGAUCCUUUUACAAAGACGCAAAGAAGGAAAUCUAACGGUGCCCUAUCGAGUGAUAGACAGUCCCCAGAAGCUAGCCCCCGCGGAUUGGGAUCGAGUCGUAGCCGUCUUUGUUAUGGGCCCUGCUUGGCAAUUUAAAGGUUGGCCAUGGACUGGAAACCCUGUAGAAAUCUUCGUUCAAGUCUCCGCCUUUCAUAUUAAAUGGGACGACAUACCUUUGGAUCAGAAUGUAGCAAAAUGGGCUGUAAAUGUGAUUUCUUUGUCCCGAACUAAACGACAUCUUGAUCGCGCUGCCCUAAUGACGUUCUGGGAGAAACUCGACAGGCACAUGUUAAAAAACAAACAACAUCUUCGAUUUUGAGCAUCACUUUCAACGAGUUAUGGGGCUGGAACUAAAUGGCAGACCUCGAGGACACUUUUAAAGAAUAUAUUCCUAGUGGUAAAGUGGAUCUCACCAGCCUUCAGCUGAGUUGGAAAUUGCUUACAGGAUCACCAGAAUUUCAUUGGCAACACUGAGAAGACGGAGACAAUUUUUCAUAACUAUGUAGUUGAUUGCCAAACAAAAAUAUCAGUCAUUUUUUAUGCACAA